AGCCAAUAUUCCGAAAGUCAGACCUUAGAAGCAUCGGGGUGUCCUAGACUCUGGAGGCCCUGAGGUCUCUGGCACAGUUUGCCUGGCAGCUGCCCAGCCGUCACAAACCAUGGAAGAAGACCUGAGCUUAUCCAUGAGCCAGAAGGAGCUUAAUUCUGUUGCUUCAGAACUGGCUGCACGGCAGGAAGAGAGUGAACAUUCUCAUAAACAUUUAAUUGAACUCAGCCGGGAAUUUAAGAAAAAUGUACCUGAGGAAAUCAGAGAGAUGGUGGCUCCUGUCUUAAAGAGCUUCCAAGCAGAGGUGAUUGCACUUAGUAAAAGAAGCAAGGAGGCUGAGACGGCUUUCCUCAGUGUUUACAAGCAAUUAAUUGGAGCACCAGACCCUGUUCCUGUCCUGGAGGUGGAGGAGAGCUUAGAAGAGAGGCUGCAGCAGCUCCAGUGCCCUGACCCCGAGAACCCACCCCUGAAGGAGCUCAACAGGCAGCGGAAGAAGCCUCCGGAGCUCCUCGGCACCGCAGAGCAAAGAGGGGGAACAUCUCCAGCUGGUCUCGCCGGGUUGGAGACUGCCAAGUUCACAAGCAUCAACAGCAAAGCACUUUUCACAGACACCUUGUUGCAGAGAAAUGAAGCUGAAAAACAGAAGGGACUACAGGAAGCACAAAUCACUUUGGCAGCUAGGCUGGGGGAAGCAGAAGAGAAGAUCAAAGUGCUACAUGCAGCACUAAAGGGCACCCAGACAGAGCUGCUUGAGCUACGGUGUAAAUAUGAUGAAGAAGCAGCUUCAAAGGCAGAUGAAGUAGCAAUGAUCAUGACAAACCUUGAACAAGCCAAUCAGCGGGCGGAGGCAGCGCAGAGGGAAGUGGAGGAUCUGCGGGAGCAGCUCGCGUCUGUCAAUACUUCCAUUCGGCUGGCCUGUUGCUCUCCACAAGGAUCCAGCGGGGAUAAAGUGAACUAUUCGCUGUGCUCAGGGCCCAGGCUCGAGGCUACGCUGGUGGCAAAGGACCGGGAGAUCCUCCGGCUCCUCAAGGACAUUCAGCACCUCCAGAACUCUCUGCAGGAGCUGGAAGAGUCCUCAGCCAACCAGAUUGCGGACCUGGAGCGGCAACUCAUGGCCAAGAAUGAAGCGAUUGAGAAGCUGGAAGAAAAAUUGCAGGCCCAGUCUGACUAUGAGGAAAUUAAAACAGAGCUGAGCAUUCUGAAGGCAAUGAAGCUGGCCUCUGCAAACUGCAGCCUUUCUCAGAGCAUAUCGAAACCAGGCGAGCCCUUGCUUCUGGGCAAAGAAUCUUUCUAUCCUUCCCAGAAAUACCUGUUGGAAAAGCCAAAUCUCUUAGCCAGCACUGAGGAGGAUCACUCUGAGGACGAGUUGGUGAAGGAUUCCAUGGGCACGGACCAGUCCUACCCCUCUCCCCAGCAGCUCUCACAGCCCCUUGGGGAGGACACGGCGGAGAUCGCCUUCCAAGUCAAGGAGCAGCUGCUGAAACACAACAUUGGCCAGCGCGUCUUUGGCCACUACGUCCUGGGGCUCUCGCAGGGCUCCGUCAGCGAGAUCCUGGCCAGGCCCAAGCCCUGGCGCAAGCUGACAGUGGGAGGGAAGGAGCCGUUCCUCAAGAUGAAGCAGUUCCUCUCCGAUGAGCAGAACGUGCUGGCACUGAGGACCAUUCAGGUGCGCCAGCGAGGUAGCAUUACUCCGAGGAUUAGAACGCCAGAAACCGGCUCUGACGAUGCCAUCAAAAAUAUCCUGGAACAAGCGAAGAAGGAGAUCGAGUCUCAAAAGGGAGGUGAAACCAAGAGCUUGGCUGCCCCCCAGGCAGUCACCAAUGGCAACAGCAACUCAGAAGAGGCCAUUAAAAGCAUCCUGGAGCAGGCCCGGCGGGAGAUGCAGGCCCAGCAGCAGGCCCUACUAGAGAUUGAGUCUGGCGGCAGCAGCAGGCCCGAGGCCGCACCACCCACAGAGCGUUCCACCUUGGCCACUGUCAGCCAGAACAUCGUCCAGGCCUACAUCAAGCAGGAGGAGGGGACGCUGGGCACUGGGUCCAGCUCCACCUCCACGCAGACCUCCCUGGCGGUGCUCUCGCCCGCCGCCUUUGUGCAGAGCAUCAUCCGCAAGGUCAAGUCGGAGAUAGGCGACGCCGGCUCCUACUUCGACCAGCACUGGGCCUCAGAGAGGAGCCUGCUCAGCCAGCCCUACACCUCCGUGUCACCGUCCCUCUCCUCCUCCUCCUCCAGCUACUCGAGCCUGGCCAAUGGGCGAGCCUGGCUACGGGGGGAGCCCAGCGAGGAGGAGCUGGCUGCAGGCGACGAGGAACCUCAUAAGGCUGUGGAGAUGAAAUCCGAAGGGGCCAGCUCAGAGCCACAAAGCGCUGGCCGCCUCUCCUAUUACCCGGCGUAUGUCCCGCGCACCCUCAAGCCGACUGUGCCCCCACUCACCCCAGAGCAAUACGAGAUGUAUAUGUACAGGGAAGUGGACACCUUGGAGCUGACAAGGCAGGUGAAGGAGAAACUGGCCAAGAAUGGAAUCUGCCAGCGGAUCUUCGGGGAAAAGGUGCUGGGCUUGUCUCAAGGAAGCGUGAGCGACAUGCUGUCCAGGCCCAAACCAUGGAGCAAGCUGACCCAGAAAGGCCGAGAACCAUUUAUCAGGAUGCAGUUAUGGCUCAAUGACCAGCUUGGCCAAGGGAUCAGCCAGCAGCCAAACCCUCCACAGGCCAGCCCUGGGCAGCCCCAGUCUUCCCCCUCCACUCCACCCAGCCAGCUGGAGCAAGACAAAAGCCCCCCUGAGCCUCUCAUGAUAACUCUGGAGAGCAGCAAAGAAAAUCAGCAACCGGAGAGCAGGUCGACUUCAUCACUGAGUGGCAAGACAUGUCCCAACAACCAAGCCCCUGUGGGCAUCCAGGAAAUUGUCGCCAUGUCGCCCGAGCUUGACACGUACUCCAUCACCAAGAAGGUCAAAGAGGUGUUAACGGACAACAAUCUAGGCCAGCGUCUCCGUGGGGAGAGCAUCCUGGGCCUGACACAGGGCUCGGUGUCUGACCUCCUCUCCAGGCCCAAGCCCUGGCACAAGCUGAGCCUGAAGGGCCGGGAGCCCUUUGUCCGCAUGCAGCUCUGGCUUAAUGACCCACACAACGUGGACAAGCUCCGUGACAUGAAGAAACUGGAGAAGAAAGGGAACAUGGGAUGCUGGGAUUGCAUCCGAUGCUGGGAUUGCAAGCUGCAAAUGCUCAGCCUCCAGGCCCAGGACCUCGGCCUGCUCCAGGUGAAGAAGCCCCGGGUGGUGCUUGCUCCAGAGGAGAAGGAGGCCCUGAAGAAGGCCUACCCGGGGGAGCCAUACCCUUCCCAACAGACCAUCGAGCUGCUCUCCUUCCAGCUGAACCUCAAGACAAACACGGUCAUCAACUGGUUCCACAACUACCGGUCCCGGAUGCGCCGGGAAAUGCUGGUGGAAGGGGCCCAAGACAAUGACACAGACCUGGAGCCAAGCAGCUGUGGGGGUGUGCCACCUGGCAGCAGUUCUCACCAAGUCCCCAACCCACUCAGUCCUGAUUCGGAGGGGGAGGACAGGAAGCCUGAGGUCAGGGAUGUGAAGCACAGAGCACCGAGCGAGGCCCUGAUCAGAGUCAAGCAGGAGCAGAUGGAGGCAGGAGAGAAGGGUGACGGUUACAACCAGACCUGGAGCCAAGCAGCUGUGGGGGUGUGCCACCUGGCAGCAGUUCUCACCAAGUCCCCAACCCACUCAGUCCUGAUUCGGAGGGGGAGGACAGGAAGCCUGAGGAAUCGGAAGGCCGAGAGCGCCCCUCAAAGCACUGCCGGUCUCACCAGGAGCAGCACUUUGUACACCAAAGUGCACACAGCUGGGACCCCUGACUGCUCUGCUCUACAUCCACCCCAGGAAUCGGAAGGCCGAGAGCGGCUGCAGCCUGACCCCAUUAGCUUUAAAUCUGCCUCGGAGUCCUCCCGCUGCAGCCUAGAGGUCUCUCUGAACUCGCCCUCGGCUGCCUCUUCUCCAGGCCUCAUGAUGUCCGUCUCUCCAGUCCCAUCCUCCUCUGCUCCCAUCUCUCCGUCGCUGCCAAACACCAUCUCUGCCAAGGCUCAGAAUUCAGUCCCUGCCACAGAUACAGGCUCUUUACAGCAGAAUGUCAAGCUGAAUUCAAACAUCCAGCGAAGGCACGAGAAAAUGGCCAACCUCAACAACAUCAUCCACCGGCUAGAAAAGGCAGCCAAUAGGGAAGAAUCCCUGGAGUGGGAAUUCUGAACAGCUGGGCAGCAAGCUUCUGAUUGGUUUUGUUGGUAACAAUUAUAAACUCUCUGGAACACACUGAUGGAAUAUGUUGCCCUACUGGAGUAUAUGUAUAAAUAUAUAUAUUUUGUUAAUAUCAUCACAUGCUAAGGACAAAAGAAAAACCUAUUUGGUUAAUAAGAAAGGGAAGGAAAAACAGCACAUUGCUUCUGAUUCGUCACACCUGAUGAAAGGGAACAAAAAUAAAUAAAACCUGAUAUUUGUUUUAAAUGUGAAAAACUGGGAACGCUUUUAGAAAAAAAAUAUUUAUAGACCUCUUUUAGAUAUUUUAAUAAAAGGAAACUUUGGAAUUUAUUAACAGCUUAAGCUGCUUUGAUAUUAAAAAUAGCUAUAAAAUCAAGAUGAUGUAGCAGUUGUGUCAUUAAAUGUACACUGAAGUCUUGUAGUUUGCCACUGGAAGAGAUUAAAAAAAAAGACUUACUGAUCAAAGCCAUCGAGAAGCACUAUAAGACUGACCAAAUUUAAUAAACUUUUGAAUAGCGAUUUUUCCACAUUUGUCUGUAAGACACUGCGUUGCUACUCUCCAUUCCAGAGACUGUGGGAUAGUCCAUGAAGACUCUAAAUUGAAAACUUUGAUGCCAUCAAGUAUGUAUUUAGUUCUGGUGGUAUGUUUUGAAUCCUUUGUAAACUGUGCAGUUGUAUAUGUUGUAGAAAAUGUCUGCAAUAGCCUUCCUGAACAAGAUGUAGCAUGGUACAUAACCAAUUCCUUCCACUUCCUCUAGUUAGUAAUCCAUGACAAACUGAAAUGAACAAAACGAUUUUAGCUGUUAGCAGCAAAGCUUUCCGUCCGUUUGAAAAACAAAAAAUGAAAUAACCCAUGUCUCUGAUUUUGGGGGGAAAAGGAAAAGGUCCACAGGUGCAAAAUGCCUUUGAUGUAUCUGGGUUGAUGGUAACACAUGUUAAUGACGAUCAUGACAUCACAAUGUUGUCUUUAUGCAUGACCAUCACCUCUUUUGGUCAGCCGGCGGGACACCUGAACUCUGAGCUGUCAGUGCCAGUGCUUGGGGACAAGCACUCAAAAAAUAUAAACCACUGGCUCACAUAUGAAAUCUGAAUUUUUGUUUACCUUAGUCCAUGCCAGCUUUUGAGGCAGAAGGGCUCUU
Pelodiscus sinensis (Chinese soft-shelled turtle) is the source of this 5394-nucleotide messenger RNA. NCBI's taxonomy places the organism in Eukaryota, Metazoa, Chordata, Testudines, Trionychidae. The record is from RefSeq and is a predicted model, not a curated record.